AUGUCAUCAUCAUCAUCAUCAUCAUCAGUAUCUGAUGGAAUUCUCAAAUUUGCUACACAAUAUUCACUUUAUACUGGUUAUAUUAUGUUUAGUUUUGGAGUUAUUGGUAAUGCUUUGAAUAUUCUCGUUUUUACUCAAUUAAAAUUAUUUCGAACUAAUCGAUGCGCCUUCUAUAUAACCAUUGAAUCAAUUUCUAACUUCAUUUAUCAAUUUGUAUCUAUUAGUUUAACUAUUUUAACAUCAAUAUAUGGAGAUGAUGCAACAGGACGUUCUGCAAUUUGGUGUAAAUUUAGAUAUAUAUUAUCACAAAUAUGUGCGAUUACUACUGUUUAUAUGAUAUGUUUUACGACUGUUGAUCAAUUCUUCUCGACAAAUUAUCGUUACAAUUUAAGACAAAUGUGCACAUUGAAAUUAGGUCGAUAUUUUACGUUUAUAUUUAUUUGUUUUGCGAUCAUUCAUAGCAUUAUGCUUGGCUCUUCUUACAAUGUUCAACCAACAUUGGGAUGUGUCAUAUCAGAUCAUACAUGGAUUCAGUAUUCAACAUUUUUCUUUUAUCCAAUUUUAACUGGGUUUCUACCUAUUAUAAUUGCAUCGUCAUUUAGUAUCUUAGCUUAUCAUAAUGUUCGUCAUAUAGUUCGACGACAAUUACCCAUUGUUCGUCGUAAAUUAGAUAAACAAAUGACAGCAAUGGUUCUUAUGCGUGUAGUAGUCUACGUUUGUUUGUCAUCACCUUAUAGUGCUUAUCGUAUCUAUGCAACUAAUUAUCCUACAUCACGAAGUAUGCCUAUGCAAUAUGCAAUUGGUCGAUUGAUUCAAGCAAUUUUUCUUUCCAUAACCAUGAUAAAUUUUAUGAUCAGCUUUUAUAUUUUUAUAAUAUUCUCGUCACGUUUUCGUCGUCAAGUAAAAUUUGUUUUAGUAAAAAUAUGUUGGCAACGAUGGAAAUAUUGGUGUUGUUCCAUAAAUAAUCGAAUUGAACCUGAGAACAAUAUUGAAAUACAUAAUAUACAAAUAGAAUCGGAUGAAAAUAUCUAA
This is a messenger RNA of Adineta steineri, 1032 nucleotides long. The record is from the annotation of a GenBank genome assembly. Lineage: Eukaryota; Metazoa; Rotifera; Eurotatoria; Adinetida; Adinetidae.